AUCUGCCACGUUGCGUGCGCAUGCGCCCAACCCGGAAGCCACGACGGCAAAAGAUGGACUACUUCCGAAAUUUUCUUGGGACUCCUCAAGGAGGAGAACAACCAACCGGUGCAGAAACGGUUGAGAGAUUGACAGAGCGAGCCACCUCCUCCACCCUGCUAGAAGAUAGGCGUGGUGCAAUCAGAGCCCUUAAAUCUCUGUCAAAGAAAUACCGCCUUGAAGUUGGCACACAGUCUAUGGGAGUAUUGAUCAAUGUCUUGGAACAGGACAGAAAUGAUGCUGAGAUCACCGGUUAUGCUCUGGACACAUUGUGCAAUGUCAUGUCUAAUGAACCAUCGGAAGAUGAUGAUGAAAUGCCAUCACAUGUUCCAAGUGAACUAGGAGGACAGUUCACAGAAAUCUUUAUCAAAGAGUCAGAGAAUGUCUCUCUUCUGCUCUCUCUGUUGGAGGAGUACGACUUCCAUGUGCGCUGGCCGACGGUAAAGCUGCUGACCGUCCUACUGACCAACAAGAGCAAGCACCUGCAGGAAUGCAUCUUGGUCAGUCCCAUGGGUGUGUCCAAACUCAUGGAUCUACUGUCAGACAGUCGUGAGAUCAUCAGGAACGAUGCACUGUUGUUAUUGAUUCAACUCACGAAGGGGAACGCCAACAUUCAAAAGAUUGUUGCAUUUGAGAAUGCAUUUGAACGUCUCAUCGAGAUCAUCCGAGAUGAGGGCAACAGUGAUGGUGGUAUUGUCGUGGAAGAUUGUCUUCUGUUGCUACUUAAUUUACUCAAGAACAACAUUUCAAAUCAGAAUUUUUUCAAAGAGGGUAGCUUUAUUCAGAAGCUAGAGCCAUAUUUUGAGUUGGACGCUGGUCAGCAGAGCACCCAGGGGGGCUGGUCAGCUCAGAAGGUUACCAACAUCCAUCUGAUGCUGCAAUUGGUACGAACAAUGGUUUCUCCCAACAACCCUCAGCAGCAGACGACUUCCUGUCAGAGGGUCAUGAACUCUUGCGGGCUCCUGAAGAAGUUGUGUUCAAUACUGAUGGCUAGUGGCGUUCCUGCCGAUGUUUUGACAGAGACAAUCAACACUGUGUCGGAAGUGAUCCGAGGAAACCCUGCCAACCAGGAAUACUUUGCCUCAGUUCUUGCUCCUUCGAACCCACCCAGACCUGCCAUUGUUGUGUUGCUGAUGUCAAUGGUGAACGAGAAGCAGCCAUUCCUGUUGAGAUGUGCAGUGUUGUACUGCUUCCAGUCCUUCCUGUACAAGAACGAGGUGGGGCAGUCCCAGAUUGUACAGACUCUGUUGCCCACCACGGCAGACGUGAACACCAUCACUGCUGGUCAGUUACUGUGUGGAGGUCUGUUCAGUGGUGACUCGCUGUCCAACUGGUUCGCCGCCACGGCCAUGUUACAUGCCAUCCUAGAGAACCCCACCCAGAAGGAGCAGCUGCUCCGUGUCCAGCUGGCCACCAGUCUCGGCAACCCACCAGUCUCACUGCUACAACAGUGCUGUAACAUGCUCUCACAGGGUGGAAAGGUGCAGACACGGAUCGGGCUUCUCAUGCUGAUGUGUGGCUGGAUGUCUAACUGCACCAUCUCAGUCUCCCACUUCCUGUCCAACUCUGCCAAUGUGCCUUAUCUGAUAUCCCAGGUGUCCGGCUCUGAUGGGGACGAGCUAGAGACAUUGGUCCAGGGGUUGUGUGCCAUACUUCUCGGCAUUUGUAUACUCUUCAAUGAUGACCAAACAGAUUCUUUCACCAAAUCCUCACUUCGUCAGAUUAUUGAAAAAAGAAUUGGACUGGAGGCCUUCACAGAUCGACUCUCCCAGGUGUUGAAACACGAAAGUUAUACAAGGGCUGCCAAGAGGCCCCACCUUAACCACAAGCAGCCCAAUGAAGUUCUGUUUGAUUAUGAAUUCACAAGGUUGUUCAAGUACUUAGAAAAUGAAGUUUUACGAAAUUUAUCGGACGACAACAGCACACCGGAGGGGACAAAGAAGGCAGCUAGUAUACACGAACAUGAGAAGAUCGUGGACCAGUACAAGGGGCUCAUCACUGAACAGGAUCAGCAUCUACAGCAGGUUCGACAAGAACUAGAAGAGGUUCAGGCCAGUUAUACUUUAGCAAAUAGUGAAUUGACCGAGCUCCGAGAGCAAGUUCAGCAGUUGAAAGACCAGAACGCUCUCUACAAAGCCCAGAAAGGUUCCAAGGAUCCCCAGGUGGAUGGCAAGAAGGAUGAGGAAAUUGCAGGGCUUCAGAAGAAUGUCUCUGAAUUGAAGGAAUCUUUACAACAGAGAGAUGCCCAGAUUGAUAGACUGAAAAAUGACCUGACAGUGGCCGAGGCACGAGUCAUUGAGCAGAGUGGAGAAGAGGAUAAAGAAAAUAACCCUAACGAAGCAGCUGUGCUACAAGCCACACUUAACAGACUGAACAUCGACCAUGAGGAAGUGAAACGCACAGUAGCAGACCGAGACAAAGAACUUUCAACACUUAAAUCCCAAUUAGAAGCAGCCAAUAAAGAAGUAGAAGAAUUAAAACAACAAGUUACAGAAGUAUCAAACACACCCUCAGGGGGAGACAACUCAGAGAUGCAAUCCAAAAUAGAUUCUCUUGUAGACGAAAAUAAAAAGUUACAAGAAAGAGUGAAAAAAUCAAAUGAAGAAAGUUUAAACAACAUAGAAAAAGGCAGAGUGCUGGAAGAAGAGAAGGAGAAGUACCAGAUUGACAAGGCGGAGAUGCAGGAAGAGCUGGACACCAUCAAGAAGGAGCAGGAGGACCUCCUUGUGCUGCUAGCUGACAACGAUACUCAGAUAGCUACCUACAAGACCAAGCUGAAGGAACUUGGGCAUCCCGUCGAUGAAGAUGAGGAUGACGAGGACUUGGAUGACCUUGCAGAUGAUGAUGAUUAUGAUGGAGGUGAUGAUUGACGGGCACAAUCCUAGUGGCAGCAUACAAGUGGUGCUACAUGUGAUUGGUUGCCUCAGAACAUACAGAGAGAUGUGCUGAAUCCCCAUUGAACAAGUGAUGCGUUGACCUUACUAGUCAUGGAAUACAUGACUGCAGGAAGUAGGAAUCUUAUUGGUCAGUCGCUGAUAUACUUGUUCAGAUGACAACAACUUUGAUAACUUCACUCGAUUGGUUUGACAUCAUUACUGACUGGUUGACCCUUUCAAGUUAUCUUUAAGCCUACAAAUUGUUUGAUUUGUUGAGCACCCAAGUUCACUGAUUGGUUAAUUAUCAAUAUUAUGUUAUUCGCAUUAGGAUAUAGUAUAGCUUUAUCUGAUGUUCAGUUAUAACAUCACUAACAGUUGAUUUAAAACGGUGAUGAUCCAAACUUUCAGAGGGAUUCACAUGUUUCCUGAUAAAUAGAAGGGGCAUCAAAUACUGGAUGUGUAGUACUAAUGUGAUAGACAAAGUCCAAAAUAUAAGAUUUCUUGAAGUUACUUUGGUCCAAAAGCUAGCAGACUAAGUGACAUAUUGUUUUGUGUCUUAUUCCAAACAUGGAUCAUGUGACCUGGCAUUUAUCUGGACCUGCUACAAAGCUGUAAUUCGGCAACAAAUGUUAGUUAAAAAGACUUAAAGUUCAUGUUGCUAUUUUUAUAUCUGAUGACUUGAUCAUGUCGACUUGUGUUUUAUUGAUGUUAAUACUACCAAUUAAAAGGAAGAGGCUUUUAAGUUUAGUUUUACAUUAUUGAAUGUAAAGGUUAUAUAUAAUGUUAAAAAUCCUCUGAAUUUUCUUGUUAAAGCUCUUAGUUUUGAAUGCUAUAUAUGUCCCUUAUGGCAUAUUACCAGAACGAUACACUUCACCAUCCUUCAUGGCAAAGACACCAACUGAUGACAAUGCAUCGGACUGGAUUUAGGUUUCUUGUUAUAAAUCUUGUUUCUUAUUUCCUGUUAAUGCUGUUUAGAUAUGAAGCACCUGUAGCUCAACAAGCAUUGUUACUCUUUAUCUUUAAGACUGUUCAUGUAUUCAGAAUCAUGAUCCUAAAUAUUUGAAUUAAUUCUGUCCAUGUAUAGUUUCUAUCUACAAAAAUGUAACCUGAAUUUAUUUUUUUAUGGGAAGUUCUGGAAGUCCAGGUGUAUCAGGGAGUGUAUGUUGUAGGGUGUACUGGUGUAUGGUGUACUGGUGUAUCAGGUUUUGUGCUUUGUAUAAUUGUAUAUACCUUUCCACCAUUAGCAGUUGAAGCACAUUGCCAAAAGGACAAAUUAUUUGUCAUUUCUUUGCCAAUAUACUCAAGCUUUAUGUAUACUCUUGAUGGAAGUUGAGGAACAUCUGGUGUUUUUUCAUGUCUAUAGUUAAUGUCAUGGCCAUGACAUAUUUAUAGUCAUAUGAAAACAUUGGGUGUUUUUUGUUACUUCUUUUGAGUGAUGUAUAUCAGUAAGGUAAGAUAUACCUAGUUUCUCAUUAAGUCAUUUCUUUAUUGAUAUACAUGUAGUAUGUUUUAAUUUCUUAACAAAUUUGAUUGGAAUUUAGGUUCUACCUGUAUGCUCUGUAUGAUAUUUGUAAAUAGCUGAUGUAAUCACAUAGUGAUACUGUUAUUUAAUUUAUAUUAUAAAUGUGUUUGCUGCCAUGUGUGACAGGAUGAUGAUGAUGAUGAUGAUGUCACUGUAAGCAAGUAUAGGCUACUUACUGCACAUGGUCAUCUGUUGUGUCCGAAAUAUUUAUUCAAAUAUGAGAUGUCAAUCUUAUCCCAUUAUGUUAUGUACACAAAUUCACUAACAUACAUGUGUAUUAAUUAUACUACUCAAUAUUUGCUAAGGAAUACACCCUUGUAUAAAGACAUGACUACAUUGGUCCUUAGCAAAUGUUGAGUAGGAUAAUAUGCAUUGCAGCUGAUGCUGAAAUCACAGACCAACAUAUUCUGUGACAAAGUUAGGUGUGUUACUAUAUGCACAAUUAUGAGCAAGUGUAGAGAAUUACUAUACUAGCUUUACAUGUUAAGUACUCCUAUUGUAUUGCCCUACUUUUCUCUUACCAGGAUUGAUUUUCAUUAAGCCCUUCUUCAGAUGAGCUGUAAUCUUAAAUUAUGUGGAUAAUUGAAACAUUAACACUGGUGCUUAAACAGGAAGGGUAAACAGAGGACUUAUUUUAUGUUUUUCAGAAAACCAAUUAACCAAUUGUUGGUGCUCAAAGCUUUAAACAUCUCAAAUACAGCAUCUUUUUAUAUUUGUAUUUCUCCCCCAUAUUCCUCCUUGAUAGAAAGACAUACCCAUGUAAAACAUAAAGAUGCAUGCAGAGCUUAGCAAGAUGCCUGCCUGGGAUGGAAGUUAGCACUGUUCGAGGUAUUAAUUGGGUUAGUAGAAAUUCAAACAUAUUGCUGUCAAAUCACUGUUCGGCUAGUAGACUUUCCUUGUUUAUGUCCUUCCCAAUGGCUGCCAUCUUACAUGCUAUGCAAUACGUCAUUAAUCUCAUGUUUAUUCUCUUGCUUUGACCUAUAUUGGAGAAUAAUGUGUACAUCAGUCAGAAACUAUAACUAUUGUUGUGAACUGUAAAUCAUUUCUCAUAUUUUCUGCAAAUAUAUAGCUAUUUCUUCAUGGCCAUAAUGUCACCUAAUCACCCUGCUGGUCGUCACCAUGUAGCAGAGGACCCAGUUAUUCUGUGUACAGUUGUGAGUGUAUCUGUGUAUGAGGAGUCUGUGUACAUACAAGUCUUGAAUGUGGAGGAGUCCGCCCGCUCGCUCGCACGCUCAUCAUGGGAAUAAAUGGCUGUUGAGAAGCGA
Haliotis rubra (blacklip abalone) is the source of this 5702-nucleotide messenger RNA. Its product is annotated as general vesicular transport factor p115-like. Gene Ontology annotation, biological process: transcytosis; vesicle fusion with Golgi apparatus; endoplasmic reticulum to Golgi vesicle-mediated transport. The record is from RefSeq and is a predicted model, not a curated record. Gene Ontology annotation, cellular component: Golgi stack; endoplasmic reticulum; ER to Golgi transport vesicle membrane. NCBI's taxonomy places the organism in Eukaryota, Metazoa, Mollusca, Gastropoda, Lepetellida, Haliotidae.